AUGCGGAACAACUUCUUUACGAGUAGUCAGCCUGGAACUCUUGGCCGCAACAAGCAGGCAGAGGAACCCUUGGGCCCUGCCUCCACAACCUGCCUGGGCUGCUGCGUCCCCCACAUUGCUCCUCUCAAGGCCUCUGCUGCAGGCCAGAAGGUUCUAGAAGUGUGCAAAAAAUUACAUCAGCAGUUUGAAAUGUAUAAGGAGCAAGUGAAGAAGAUGGGUGAAGAAUCACAGCAGCAGCAGGAGCAGAAGGGUGAUGCCCCAACCUGUGGCAUCUGCCACAAAACAAAAUUUGCUGAUGGCUGUGGCCAUAACUGUUCAUAUUGCCAAACUAAAUUCUGUGCGCGCUGUGGAGGAAGAGUAUCUUUACGGUCAAAUAAGGUAAUGUGGGUAUGUAACUUGUGCCGAAAACAACAAGAAAUCCUCACAAAAUCAGGAGCCUGGUUCUAUAACAGUGGAUCAAAUGCACCACAGAAGCCUGACCAAGAAGGUAUUAGAGGUCUGCGGAACGAGGAAGCACCUCAAGAGAAAAAAGCAAAGCUCCAAGAGCAUUUGCAGUACCAAGGACCACCGGGUGACAUAUCCACACAAGUUUUGGACAAAAAUAGAUCUCAAGGACUCACCAGGCAAGACUCAAUUAAGAAUGGUUCUGGAGUAAAGCACCAAAUAACAAGCGACACAGCAUCAGACAGGAAAAGAAGCCCGUCAAUAUCAAGAGAACAGAACAGAAGAUACGACCAAAGGGAAGAGAGAGACGAAUAUUCACAGUAUGCUACAUCAGACAGUGCGAUGCCCAGGUCACCAUCAGAUUAUUCAGAUAGGCGGUCACAGCGUGGCCCUCAAUUAUACGAAGAGCCUGAACUGGGUGAUUAUAGAGAUUCCAACAGGAGGAGUCGCAGGCGUUCCAAGGAGUAUCCGGUAGAAGAGGAGGAUGCACAGAACAGGGAGGAAUAUGAAAGGCAGAGGAGAGAAGAGGAAUAUCAGGCACGAUACAGAAGUGAUCCUAAUUUGGCUCGUUAUCCAGUCAAGCCACAGCCAUAUGAGGAACAAAUGCGUAUCCAUGCUGAAGUGUCCCGAGCACGUCAUGAACGGAGACAUAGUGAUGUCUCGUUGGCAAAUACUGAGUUGGAAGAUUCCCGGAUAUCUAUGCUGAGGAUGGAACGACCAUCAAGGCAAAGAUCAGUGUCUGAGCGCAGAGCUGCCAUGGAAAAUCAGCGUUCAUACUCUAUGGAAAGAACUCGAGAGGCUCAGGGACCAAGUCCCAAUCGACAGAGGACCACAAAUCAUAGCCCUCCUACACCUAGGAGGAGUCCAAUUCCUCUGGAAAGACCGGACAUGAGGCGCUCUGAUUCGUUAAGGAAACAACACCAUUUGGAUCCCAAUUCUGCUGUACGGAAAACGAAACGUGAAAAGAUGGAGACCAUGUUGCGGAAUGAUUCACUCAGCUCAGACCAGUCUGAAUCUGUCAGACCUCCACCACCAAAGCCUCAUAAAACAAAAAAGGGAGGUAAAAUGCGCCAGGUUUCAUUGAGUAGCUCAGAAGAAGAAUUGGCGUCUACUCCAGAGUACACGAGUUGUGAUGAUGUGGAGAUUGAAAGUGAGAGUGUUAGUGAAAAAGGAGACAUGGAUUACAACUGGUUGGACCAUACAUCUUGGCAUAGCAGUGAGGCAUCCCCAAUGUCUUUGCACCCAGUAACUUGGCAACCGUCCAAAGAUGGAGACCGUCUGAUUGGUCGGAUUUUAUUAAAUAAGCGACUAAAAGAUGGAAGUGUGCCACGAGACUCGGGAGCAAUGCUUGGAUUGAAGGUAGUAGGAGGAAAGAUGACUGAAUCAGGUCGACUCUGUGCAUUUAUCACCAAAGUUAAAAAAGGAAGCUUAGCUGAUACAGUGGGGCAUCUUAGACCAGGUGAUGAAGUACUGGAAUGGAAUGGAAGGCUACUACAAGGAGCUACCUUUGAGGAGGUAUAUAAUAUCAUUUUAGAGUCCAAACCUGAGCCACAAGUGGAGCUUGUUGUUUCAAGACCAAUUGGGGAUAUUCCCAGAAUACCUGACAGCACACAUGCACAGCUGGAGUCCAGUUCUAGUUCCUUUGAAUCUCAAAAAAUGGACCGACCUUCUAUUUCAGUGACUUCUCCUAUGAGUCCUGGCAUGUUAAGGGACGUUCCACAGUUCUUGUCUGGACAACUUUCAAUAAAACUGUGGUAUGACAAGGUUGGUCAUCAGUUAAUAGUGACAAUACUGGGAGCAAAGGAUCUUCCUUCAAGGGAAGAUGGGAGGCCAAGGAAUCCUUAUGUUAAAAUUUACUUUCUUCCAGACAGAAGUGAUAAAAAUAAAAGAAGAACAAAAACAGUAAAGAAAACAUUGGAACCCAAGUGGAACCAGACAUUCAUUUAUUCUCCAGUUCAUCGGAGAGAGUUUAGAGAACGAAUGUUAGAAAUUACCCUUUGGGACCAAGCACGAGUUCGGGAGGAAGAAAGUGAAUUUUUAGGAGAGAUUCUUAUUGAGUUAGAGACAGCAUUACUAGAUGAUGAACCUCACUGGUACAAACUUCAAACACAUGAUGUCUCUUCAUUGCCACUUCCCCAUCCCUCACCGUAUUUGCCACGAAGACAGCUCCAUGGCGAGAGUCCCACACGGAGGUUGCAAAGAUCCAAAAGAAUCAGUGACAGUGAAGUCUCUGAUUAUGACUGUGAUGAUGGAAUUGGUGUGGUUUCAGAUUAUCGACAUAAUGGGAGAGAUCUCCAAAGUUCAACGCUAUCAGUGCCAGAACAAGUUAUGUCAUCUAAUCAUUGCUCUCGAUCAGGGUCCCCUCACCGUGGAGAUAGUAUAGGACGGACUAGAUCAUGGUCUCCCAGUGUCCCUCCCCCACAAAGUCGGAACGUGGAUCAGGGACCACGAGGGACACGAUCUACUGCUGCACAUUACAAUACCCUGAACCGAAUGGAAAGACACCGUGUAAUAGAUGACCACUACUCCCCGGACAGAGAGAGGAAUUGUGAAGCAGCAGAUAGACAGCCAUAUCAAAGAUCCCGAUCAACAGAGCAACGUCCUAUGCUAGAGCGGACCAACUCCCGCUCCCGAUCCACAGAGCGUCCUGACUCAAACCUCAUCAGGUCGAUGCCUUCAUUAAUGACUGGAAGAUCUGCCCCUCCUUCACCCGCCUUACCGAGGUCACAUCCUCGAACUGGGUCUGUUCAGACAAGUCCAUCAAGUACUCCAGUAGUAGGAAGAAGGGGCAGACAGUUACCACAGCUCCCGCCAAAAGGGACAUUGGAAAGAAGUUCGAUGGAUAUAGAAGAGAGAAACCGACAAAUGAAAAUGAGCAAGUACAAACAGGUAGCAGGAUCAGAUUCCAGGCUGGAACAAGAUUAUCAUUCUAAGAUAGUGUAG
Numida meleagris (helmeted guineafowl) is the source of this 3387-nucleotide messenger RNA. RefSeq names its product regulating synaptic membrane exocytosis protein 2-like. The transcript has 21 exons. The record is from RefSeq and is a predicted model, not a curated record. Lineage: Eukaryota; Metazoa; Chordata; Aves; Galliformes; Numididae. The coding region runs from base 1 to 3387 and encodes 1128 amino acids. Gene Ontology annotation, molecular function: small GTPase binding; transmembrane transporter binding. Gene Ontology annotation, cellular component: presynaptic membrane; cytoskeleton of presynaptic active zone. Gene Ontology annotation, biological process: regulation of synaptic plasticity; regulation of membrane potential; calcium ion-regulated exocytosis of neurotransmitter.